This is a messenger RNA of Pimephales promelas (fathead minnow), 1289 nucleotides long. Lineage: Eukaryota; Metazoa; Chordata; Actinopteri; Cypriniformes; Leuciscidae. The record is from RefSeq and is a predicted model, not a curated record.
UUGUAGCUGGCAGUAAGCUGUGGCUUUUUUAGUCAGGUAGAAACACUCACUUGCAUCGUCACUUCACCUUCUAACUUGCACAGACCAGAGAAAUGUCAGGACCCAGGCCUGUAGUUCUGAGCGGUCCAUCAGGAGCUGGGAAAAGCACCCUGUUGAAGAGACUCAUGAAGGAAUAUGAAGGGGUUUUUGGAUUCAGUGUCUCUCACACCACCAGAAAUCCUCGGCCAGGAGAGGAAGAUGGAAAAGGGCUGACUUGUCUCCCAAUGCUUCUGGGGGCUACAUUACUUCCUGUAGCAGACAUCCUAUCGUCUGUGACAUCUGAAGAUUACCACUUUGUCACCAGAGAGAACAUGCAAGAGGGAAUCGACAAUGGCGAGUUCAUUGAGAAUGCAGAGUUUUCUGGGAAUAUGUAUGGUACCAGCAAAUCAUCCAUAGAGGACGUUCAGGCACAAAAUCUCAUCUGCAUCUUGGAUGUUGACAUACAAGGGGUACAAAACAUCAAGAAGACUGAUCUAAACCCCAUUUAUAUCUCCAUUCAGCCACCUUCAAUGGAGAUCCUGGAAAAGCGUCUGAGGGACAGACAAACCGAAACAGAGGAAAGUCUACAGAAGCGUCUGGAGGCCGCGAGGAUUGACAUGGAGCUCAGUAAGGAACCUGGAGUUUUCGAUAUUGUAAUCAUUAAUGAUGACCUGGAAGCAGCCUAUGAAAAGCUCAAAAGUGUUCUUGUUGAGGAAAUUCAGAAGGUGCAAGAUGCCAAGAAAUAGGAAAGGAUAGACGGGACUUUUUACCCUUUUGUCCGUCAACACAGGACAUGAAGCCUUUUUUUCCCAGCCUUGUACAGUGUAUAUAGCCUAGUACAAGUGUUGGUUCUCAUGUUAGACUCUAAAAAGUCGAUUGACCUGAAGGGACCUAAACAUCUCAGUCUCAGUUGAGGACUCAUCUCUGUAAACUGUGUGAGAAUGUUUGCACCUUGUAUACUGGAGAGAGAAAACUGUGUGGUAACCCAAAAUGCGUUGAGUAAGCGUAUUAAUGACAAUAGUUUGUUUAUCAUCAGCAUGUUCUAUAAUAGAAAAAUGAUUGUUUUUCAAUAGCCUAGUUUGUGAUUGUAGAGAGCAAAACUACAGCAUGUUUGACUCUCAGGUAAGGUUUAAAUGUAGCCUAUUCUGUUGAAUGUUUAGAUUUGAGUUGCACCUCCAUGUUUAUAAAUUUGUGUUGACUAUAAAAUGUAAUUUUUGGUUUAGCUAAAAUAAAAUAUUAGAAAAUAAAACUAAAAGUACUUUUAAACAUUU